GCAGGGCCGGGAGCAGAGUCCGGUUGUGCCUGUCUUCUUCUCUGGGUCCGCCGCUAGGCUCGCGGUCCUCCGCCCCACCGCCGGCCCUCGGUGCGUCUGGCAGCCGGUGUGGUCCACAGGUAAAUUUUACUUUGAAACAAACAAACAAAAAAAAGCAAAUAUUGAACCUGAGUUAAUGAUCUGCAUGCUGAAGUGUUCAGGGGUGAUGUGGCUUGAUGUCUGCUGCCUACUUUGAAACGGGUCCUGAAAAAUCAGAUGGACUGAUGGAUGGAUGGAAGGAUGGAUGUGCAGAUGAGUGACGAAACAAAAAGAACAGAAUGUGAAAGGGAGAAUCUGCUGGAUGUUGUCCAGCUUCAACGAAUGGCUUUGGCAGGAGCAGUUCUGGUUGCCACCCAAUGUCUCAUGGGCCCAUUUGGAGGACAGGGAUGGCCUGGUCUUCGCCCACCCCCGGGACCUGCUGGCAGCCCUGCCUCUGGCCCUGGUUCUGCUGACCAUGCGCAUCGCCUUCGAGAGGUUUGUUGGCCUGCCUCUGAGCCAGUUUUUGGGUGUGCAGGAUAAGACCAGGAGGCCAGUGAAGCCAAACACCACACUGGAGAGAUACUUUCUGAAGAAAGGACAGAGACCCAAGGAGCCCCAGCUGGCCCUCCUGUCCACCCAAUGUGGCCUCACACCACGGCAGACCCAGCGCUGGUUCCGGAGACGCAGGAACCAGGAUCGGCCCUACCUAAGCAAGAAGUUCUGUGAGGCCAGCUGGAGGUUUGUCUUCUAUCUGUGUUCCUUUGCCGGUGGCUUCUUGGUCCUCUACCACGAGUCAUGGUUAUGGACACCAACAAUGUGCUGGGACAGUUACCCAAAUCAGACCCUGAAGCCGGCCUUGUACUGGUGGUACCUCCUGGAGCUGAGUUUCUACAUCUCCCUGCUAAUCACACUGCCAUUUGAUGUCAGGCGAAAGGAUUUCAAGGAGCAGGUGCUGCAUCACCUCGUGACCAUCAUCCUGAUUACCUUCUCCUACAGCGCCAACCUGUUGCGCAUUGGCUCUCUGGUGCUGCUGCUACAUGAUUCCGCUGAUUUCCUGCUGGAGGCCUGUAAGAUGUUCAACUACACGCCCUUCCGGACAGCGUGCGAUGUCCUCUUCCUCAUCUUCUCCAUGGUCUUCUUCUAUACUCGCCUCCUGCUUUUCCCUACCCAGAUCCUCCACACCACGUACUAUGACUCCAUCAGGGAAUGGGGCCCCUUCUUCGGCUACUACUUCUUCAACGCACUCCUGAUGCUGCUGCAGCUGCUGCAUGUGUUCUGGGCUUGCCUCAUCCUGCGCAUGCUCUUCAGCUUCGUAAAGAAAGGCCAGAUGGAGAAGGAUGUGCGCAGUGAUGUGGAAGAGUCAGACUCCAGCGAGGAAGAGACAGCAGAGUCCCAUGAAUAUCCACAGCUCAAGAACGGGGCAGCCCCCAUUGACGGCCCCCGGAGCCGCGUGGCCGGGCGGUUGGUCAAUGGGCACACAUCAGCCACAUAGCCACUGGCCAAGGGUGGCUGCAAGAAGCCUGGACUGGUGGCCCUUGGGCUAGCUCCAGGGACACAGGGAGGGCUGAUGAUCUGUCUCUAGCCCUUUCCUUCUGCUCAUCCUUCCUCCCUCCUUUCCUCUGAGCAACUGGACUGAGCCAAGAGGCAGGAGCCCCAGGCUGAAAGGGGCCCAAUAAAACUUGAACAGAGCUGAAUUCUUUGCCUGAGAACUUGGGUCCCUGUCAAAGCUCCUUUCUAAUCCCAGAGAUCCCUGAAGGAGUCAGGCCUCUACUUACAUACCCAACUGAUGGGUUCUCACUGCCACCCAAUCAAGGAUGCAUGCCUACUCCCAGGGGCCCCAGACAGCAAGGCAGGGAAGCCCCACCCCAAGUGAGUCCCUUCCCAGCCACCAUCUUAGAAAAGCCACCUCCCUCCACCCCAACACAGACAGAACACACUUCACCCUUGAGGUCCCUGGAGCCUCCCUGGGGACAUGGCAGGGGAUGAGGGCAAAUCACACAGGCUUCCCAAGGGUCAGCCUGGAGGAGAUUGGGCAGAGAGUAUAAAUUGCUGCUACCACUUUGGAAAAUCAUUCAGCACCAUGUAUAAUUGUAGAUCUUUUAUAAAGUUCAAAAGUGACUCAAAUAAGAUGUUAUGUAGGCAUUAAUAUCUAGCUGGUACAACUAUAAUAAAAUAUA
Nycticebus coucang (slow loris) is the source of this 2195-nucleotide messenger RNA. It is a transcript of the gene CERS4, whose product is annotated as ceramide synthase 4. NCBI's taxonomy places the organism in Eukaryota, Metazoa, Chordata, Mammalia, Primates, Lorisidae. Bases 341 to 1510 code for a protein of 389 amino acids. Gene Ontology annotation, biological process: ceramide biosynthetic process. The record is from RefSeq and is a predicted model, not a curated record. Gene Ontology annotation, molecular function: DNA binding; sphingosine N-acyltransferase activity. The transcript is spliced from 12 exons. Gene Ontology annotation, cellular component: membrane.